Molecule: messenger RNA, 1647 nt
Organism: Colletotrichum graminicola M1.001
Lineage: Eukaryota; Fungi; Ascomycota; Sordariomycetes; Glomerellales; Glomerellaceae
Product: hexokinase
Exons: 3
Coding region: 1-1647 (548 amino acids)
Biological process (GO): intracellular glucose homeostasis; glycolytic process; glucose 6-phosphate metabolic process
Cellular component (GO): mitochondrion; cytosol
Molecular function (GO): fructokinase activity; mannokinase activity; glucokinase activity
Source: RefSeq, a predicted model, not a curated record
AUGGCGCUCGAAGCAGAGACAGUACGCGUCGUCCAACAGUUCGAGCUCUCUGAUGCCUACAUCAACGGCGCAGUCAAAGAGUUUCUCCACCAGAUGCAGGAUGGACUCGAGAAGGAUGGAACCAGCAUGAGCCAGAUCCCGACAUACGUCACUGGCGUGCCCAAUGGCACUGAAAAGGGAUUGUACCUCGCAGUUGACCUCGGCGGAACAAACUUCCGCGUCUGCUCCGUCCAGCUUAACGGCGACACCACUUUCAACCUCACCUACAGCAAGGUCGCAAUCCCCAAGGAGCUCAUGGUUGCCAAGACCGCCGGGGAGCUCUUUUCCUUCCUUGCCAAGCAGAUUGAGCUCUUCCUGCGCGAGCACCACGCCCAGCACUUCGAGCAGCACGUGCGCCGCCGCCAGACCUACAGCGCCCCCGAGGGCUACCGCGACGAGCAUGUUUUCCGCCUUGGUUUCACCUUCAGCUUCCCCGUUCAGCAGCUCGGUAUCAACAAGGGCAACCUGAUCCGGUGGACCAAGGGUUUUGACAUUCCUGACGCCGUCGGCAAGGAUGUCUGCGCUCUUUUGCAGGUCGAGAUCGACAAGUUGCACCUCCCCGUCCGAGUCGCUGCUCUCGUCAACGACACCGUUGGAACUCUCAUGGCGAGAUCCUACACCUCCACAGGCAAGUCGGGCUCAAUCCUCGGCGCAAUCUUUGGCACCGGUACCAACGGUGCUUACCUCGAGAAGCUGUCGAACAUCAAGAAGCCCAUUGUCGGCGACUACGAGACGACCACCGGCGAGAUGGUCGUCAACACCGAGUGGGGCUCCUUCGACAACCAGCUCAACGUGCUGCCCAACACCCCGUGGGACAUCGCCCUCGACCGGGCCAGUGUCAACCCCGGUAUCCAAAUGUUCGAGAAGCGCGUCUCCGGCAUGUUCCUUGGCGAGAUUGUCCGCCUGACAAUCCUUGACAUGCUCAAGGAUGAGAAGCUGUCCCUGUUCAAGGACCAAAACUCGAGCUUCAACGACUGGAAGUCGACGACCGACAUCAGCCCCAGCUCUAGCAUAUUCAAGCAAUGGGGUCUCGACAGCUCCAUCAUGUCUGUUGCCGCCGCUGAUAACACCCCCGAGCUGUCGACUCUGAGACAGGAGCUCGAGUCCAUCCUCCAAGUUUAUACCCCCUCGCUCGAGGACGCACAGGCUUUCAAGGCCGUUGCAGGCGCCGUUGGUCGUCGGGCCGCCCGCUUGUCUGCAGUUGCCAUUGGCGCCAUCGUCCUGCAGUCCGGCAAGCUCGACGACCCCGAGGCGGAGGUCAUUGAUGUCGGUGUCGACGGCAGCUUGGUCGAGCACUACCCUUUUUUCCGCGACAUGAUCUACGAGGCCCUGCGCGCAAUCGACGGCAUCGGAGCCAAGGGGGCUGAGAAGAUCCGUAUUGGCAUUGCCAAGGACGGUAGCGGAGUUGGCGCUGCGCUCAUUGCGCUUGUGGCAGCCGGCAUGGAGAAGGAGGGCGACAUUUUGACCGAGUUUAGGCAAAAUGUUAAAAAAGAGCUGAACUCAAUUCCUUCACCUCGUAAGUUGCUGGUUACCGACGUUGCCGAGAAGAAGCGCGACGUCCAUUGUGACGACAUUCCCGUCACCAUGCAUUGCGAGACCAUUGGCUAA